AUGCUGCGUUCAUUGCGCGCUGGAGCCACCCUGAGUCUCUUCGCGGCCUUUCCCGAGCGAGUGGGAGGUAAAUGUCGGAGCCAUGUCGGAGAUGCCGAGUUCGCGUCCUUCGCCCUCUGCUGCCAAGCUCAGAAGCCUGCCUCUUCGGUAAAGGCAGACCUAUGUGGAGGCAGCUGGGACUGUGACGGCCUGCUUCAGUGUCAGAUGGAAGAGCUUGCUUCUGCACCUUCCCUGCUUCAGGAUCGCACUCCAGGCGUCGCGGAGAUGCGAAUGUACUUUGAGCACCUCAUGGGCAUUUACCUGACGGGGGAGAUUCCCGACCCAGUCUUUCUGGAUAUCGAGCACGUCAUUCCAAGCAUCUUCCUGGCCUUAGCCAUGACGAUGCCGCCUGGGUCUCCUGACGUGCAGGUCUUGGAUGUGGGAGCCUACGCAGGCAGGGGUGGUAAAACAGGCAGGGGAUAUGGAAGGGUCAAAGUAUAG
This is a messenger RNA of Symbiodinium sp. CCMP2456, 480 nucleotides long. The record is from the annotation of a GenBank genome assembly. Lineage: Eukaryota; Dinophyceae; Suessiales; Symbiodiniaceae.